AUGGCAUCCUCCAGGCCACAGGCCAGCCAAGGAUCUGAGAAGAGGAAGAGAGACAAGGCCGACCGAGACGAGUCGUCCCACACCAAGAAACGAAAACACGGACGGGCGGACAAGGAGAACGCUUCUGCCACGCCGUCAAGGAAAGGACAUGCGGACCGCGCGAGCGACGAGACGGCUACCAAUCAAGGCGGGAUCGAGUCUCGAGCGAAGGACGGUUUCUUUCAGAGGAACAACUCGCAGAAUUGGAGAAUAUCCGAGCCAAUGGGUGGAAGGAUGUCUGAUGUAGAUCCCAUCUUCAGUGCGGACGAGAAGUUCCUACUCAUCACUUACGACACAUCACUCCAAAUCUACUCUGUCGCCGACUCCCUGCUGGUCCGCCGGAUUGCGCUGCCUGUUGUCGGCGCGAACAGUGGCGCUCCUUACCUCGUCGCAUCGGCACUCUCCGAAACGUCACCAAAUCUUGUCUGGCUCGCUGCCUCCGACGGACGCAUAUGGCGCAUUGAUUGGACGAACGGCACUGGGGUCGAGGACUGCUUCCGAACGAAGGCAGGAGUUAUCCACGAUAUGACAGUCGGGUCGGUCAGCUUGAACAAGACGCCUUCGGAUGUCCUAUUUGUCUCGGAGAGCCUGAAAUCCUCCUUCAAAAUUGUCGCAUACGAUCCAUCAGACCUUGCCAGCCCCAAGAGCCAUGUCCUGCAAAGUGACAUAGGGAGAGUUAAUAUUGUCCGGGCCGCCAUCGGUGGCCUCGUGCUUGUUGCUGUCGCAGGGAGCACGAUGCUCGUGGGUACCCUGAAGCAAAAGACCAACCACAGCGUGGAGAACCUGCACUAUGACUUUUACUCUGUAAACACAGUCGACGAUGUGUGCUGCCUGAGCAUAAGGCACGUGCCUAAGAAAUCUGGCUCCAAAAAGAAGGCUGGUCACGAUUCGAACGAUUUGGUUGUUGACGUGGCCGUUGGAUGUGUCCGAGGUGCCCUUUUCGUGUACUCAGAUUUGCUCACACAGCUGCAAAAUAAAUUGAAAAAGGGACUCGACGUACCUAGGAAGCAACAUUGGCAUCGGAAGGCUGUCCACAGUGUGGCAUGGUCCAAAGAUGGCAAUUAUCUCAUAUCCGGUGGCUCAGAGUCAGUACUUGUACUGUGGCAACUGGACACCGGCAAACUUGACUUUCUUCCGCACCUUGCUGCCAGCAUCGAGAAUAUCGUGGUCUCCCCCAGCGGCUCGUCUUACGCUGUUCACAUGGAUGACAACUCGUCAAUGGUCCUGUCCACCGCGGAAAUGAAGCCCACCACUUAUGUGUCAGGUCUACAAUCGCUUGUCUUCGAGGCCAAGAAAUCCAAGGAUGAGUUGAUCCACCGUGUAGCUGAGGGUCUUAACGAGAUCAAUGCGCCACUAGCAGCUGCCAUCGACCCCAGAGACCCAUCUCAGCUGCUUAUCUGCGUCGGCAGCAGCCAACAAGCCACUCGCGUCGGCUCGUUACCGAUCACGCCUUUCCUGCAGCGCUUCGACCUUGGGUCUUUCCAAAGUCUUGCAAAACAGCCACUGACCAGGACGAACACUGCUCAGCUGUACGCAGCACCCUCGGGCCAUCCGAUCAUCGAGCCAAGAGCAUGCCAGCUCGCCUUUUCCCAUGACGGCAAAUGGCUCGCCACUAUCGACGAGUGGGAACCUCCUGAGCGAGAUGUAGUGGCCCUUACGGAGGGCUCGAUCGCUGCAGCGGAGGAGUACACCCGUGAACGUCGUGAGGUAUACCUCAAGUUCUGGGAGACGAAGGACGACGGGACGACCAUGACACUAUCUAGCAGGGUCAAUGGCCCUCAUUCGACGCGGCAGCCGGAAGAUGUCUUCGCUAUCGCUGCAGACAGAGUGUCUACUAAGUUUGCGACUGUUGGAGAGGACGGCUGCCUUCGAAUUUGGGCUCCUCGGCUUCGCGAGCGUGACGGUCUCGCGACCACCGCUCCCACCGGGGAGGCUUUGGUCAGCUGGUCUUGUGUUCGGACGAUAGCACUGGGUGAGAGUGUGAAGUCACAGGACGAGCUGAUGCCCAUGGGAGGGCAGGCGACGCAAAAGAAGAGCGGGGCGCUGACCUACUCGGAAGACGGCUCCAUUCUAUUUGUGGCAUAUGGUUUCUACAACGAAGUCGUCAUCUAUAUCAUUGACAUGGAGUCAGGAGAGAUACGGAAUAGCCUGCAAGACCUGUGCAAGGGUGCCGUCAGAUCACUACAGCUCCUCAACUCUUGCCUGAUCAUACUCUCUGAGGACCUCGCUGUGUACGACCUCGUGAGGGAUGAGCUUCGGUACGGCGUUCAGUUAGGUGACAGGUCACAGUCUGCCGCAAAGAUGACCCACCUUGCCGUCGACAACAAAUCUCAGAGCUUCGCAGUCGCGCUGCCCUUCCUGAAAGCUACCAACGGGAAGUUGUCAAGGGGCGCCUUCUCGGAGGUUGCGAUCUUCGGCCUGGAGGACAACGAACCUCACUUGAUGAAGAAGCUCCCACACCUCGUCACUGCACUUCUGCCGGCCGUCGGCUCAUCGGGCUUCGUGGCCGUCGACUCAGCAGCGCAGAUCUGGCCUAUCGUGGAGGGCACGGACUCGUCGAACAUCGCGCGGCCCCUGUCCGAGCUGAAGCUUGACGACCAGCCCACCGCCGAGGAGGACGCAGCGGAAGAGAGCAAACCCGUCAUCAUAGAUGGUGCUGAUGACGAGGGCAGCGAUGAAGAACUUGACGGCGAGGCUAUGGAUGUCGAUGAGGGUGAUGACGACGCACAUGCUGCCGUCGUUGCACCGCAGCGUCUCGCUGAGAUCUUUGACGCCGCACCUGCUUUUGCGAUGCCACCGGUCGAGGAUACCUUCUACAAAGUGGUGGGCUUAUUCUCCCAGAAGACGUCGCAGGGCAGUUGA
Cryphonectria parasitica EP155 is the source of this 2901-nucleotide messenger RNA. RefSeq lists its product as uncharacterized. The record is from RefSeq and is a predicted model, not a curated record. Gene Ontology annotation, molecular function: RNA binding; protein binding. Bases 1 to 2901 code for a protein of 966 amino acids. Gene Ontology annotation, biological process: positive regulation of transcription by RNA polymerase I; positive regulation of rRNA processing. NCBI's taxonomy places the organism in Eukaryota, Fungi, Ascomycota, Sordariomycetes, Diaporthales, Cryphonectriaceae. Gene Ontology annotation, cellular component: nucleolus. The transcript is spliced from 3 exons.